Trichomycterus rosablanca is the source of this 3375-nucleotide messenger RNA. It is a transcript of the gene sf1, whose product is annotated as splicing factor 1. Gene Ontology annotation, biological process: regulation of mRNA splicing, via spliceosome. Gene Ontology annotation, cellular component: nucleus. Gene Ontology annotation, molecular function: mRNA binding; zinc ion binding. The coding region runs from base 112 to 2124 and encodes 670 amino acids. The record is from RefSeq and is a predicted model, not a curated record. NCBI's taxonomy places the organism in Eukaryota, Metazoa, Chordata, Actinopteri, Siluriformes, Trichomycteridae. The transcript has 12 exons.
ACCGACCGUGCAGUGAUAGAGCGGUGUUACAGAAUCAGUCCAGCAGAAUUAUUUUGUUUAAAAGUUGCAACAAACGUAGCGAAUAGUGGGCAGUUAAUUAAUUAUUUAGAAAUGGCGACGGGAGCAAACGCAACCCCACUGGGGAAGCUGCACCCAAGUAUCGGCGCUAAGCGGGGUUUCGACUCCGGGCCUGUUUCAGGUUUAAUGUCUCAGCCGGGACCGCCGACCUCUUUUCCGCUACAGAACUUCCAGCAGCCGCAAAUGCACAAUGUUGGUUUUCCAGCGUUUCCUGGGGCUCCGGUUUCAUUUCCGAACACUUCACUGGCCGGACUGCAGUCUCCAGGCGGAGACAUGGGUCAGAAGAAAAGAAAAAAAAGCCGUUGGAGCAGCGAGACUCCUGAUCAGAAGACUAUUAUCCCAGGAAUGCCCACAGUCAUCCCUGCUGGGCUUUCCCGAGAACAAGAAAGAGCUUAUAUAGUCCAACUGCAGAUUGAAGACCUGACUCGUAAACUGCGUACAGGGGACCUUGGAAUUCCUGUUAAUCCUGAGGACAGGUCCCCUUCCCCUGAGCCCAUCUAUAACAGCGAGGGGAAGAGGCUGAAUACACGAGAGUAUCGCACUCGCAAAAAAAUAGAGGAAGAAAGACAUUCACUCAUCACUGAGAUGGUUGGUCUCAACCCAGAGUUUAAGCCCCCUGCUGACUAUAAACCUCCAGCCACCAGAGUCAGUGAUAAAGUAAUGAUACCACAAGAUGAGUAUCCAGAAAUCAACUUUGUUGGACUUCUUAUUGGGCCACGUGGCAACACUCUGAAAAACAUUGAAAAGGAGUGCUGUGCUAAAAUUAUGAUCCGUGGAAAGGGCUCGGUAAAGGAGGGAAAGGUCGGCCGUAAGGACGGACAGAUGCUGCCAGGAGAGGAUGAGCCUUUACAUGCCCUGGUUACUGCCAACACCAUGGAGAAUGUAAAGAAAGCUGUAGAGCAGAUUCGGAAUAUCCUGAAGCAGGGUAUUGAAACCCCAGAGGAUCAAAAUGACCUGAGAAAGAUGCAACUGAGGGAGCUGGCCCGACUCAAUGGCACUCUUAGAGAGGAUGACAACAGAAUUCUGCGUCCAUGGCAGAACACUGAGCCAAGAAGCAUCACUAAUACCACCCUGUGCACGAAGUGCGGAGGAGCUGGACACAUUGCUUCUGAUUGCAAGUUUACCAGUACUUACACCCCAAGGCAAGGUGAUCCACCCCCAUCAGCUCAGGACAAAGCCCGUAUGGAUAAAGAGUAUCUCUCUCUUAUGGCUGAGCUGGGAGAAGCUCCAGUUCCCUCCUCUGGUGCUGGACACACCAAUCCACACGCAAGUGGCCCUCGCGGGACCGGUCCAAACGCCAAUCAGCCUCCUCCAAAUCGCCCUCCUUGGAUGAAUUCUGGCCCCUCUGAUAACAGGAACUUCCAUGGCAUGCAUGGUGGUCCAGGUGGACAUGGAGGUCCCCACAGCUUCCCCCCUCCCAUGUCCAAUAUGGGUGGACCACCCAUGCCUCAUGGACCUAAUGGCAUGCCCCCACCCUGGAUGCAGCCGCCACCUCCGCCCAUGGGCCAGGGCCCAGCUCCUCCUGGACAUCCAAUGGGUGAGUUUCAAGGAAUGAUGCCUCCACCUAUGGGUAUGAUGCCGCCUCCUCCCCCUCCACCGAACAACCAGCCACCACUGCCUCCAUCAGGGCCUCUGCCACCAUGGCAACAACAAGCUCCGCCUCCACCACCCACCAGCAGCAUGGCUACCAGUGCGCCAAUGCCAUGGCAGCAAAAUACCACCACCACCACAACCCCAGCAACAGGUAACCUCCCUCCAUGGCAACAACCUCAGGCAGUGACCACCUCUACUGCCCAGCCCCCUCUUCCUAUGGGAAAUCCCUCAAUGGUCCCUCCUCCACCUGGAGUCCAGCCUCCAUUGCCUCCAGGUGCACCUCCUCCACCCCCACCCCCACCUCCAGGCUCAGCUGGCAUGAUGUACGCACCUGCUGCACCUCCUCCACCUCCCCCACCUAUGGACCCCAACUUCGUCACAAUGAUGGGGAUCCCAGGAAUGCCUCCAUUCGGGAUGCCACCUGCUCCUCCACCACCACCACCUCAAAAUUAAGUAGCUCGUAUGUCAUUGGUAGUCAACAUUAACACAUGCAGAUGGAAAGCAUUAUGGACUACCGGACUUGUUUCCACAAUUGCUUGAUGUAUGCUCUUGUUAAUGAUGUUUGUUGGAUCGGGGGGGGGGGGGGGUAGAGAGGCAAGUGUAUGUGUGGGUGUAAAUGUGCUUAACUUAAUUUGUCUGAUUUUAAAAUUGUACUGUCAGCUCGGCUUGAAAUUCUUUAAUUUUGUUCUUAGAUUAUGCAGGGAAUGUUAUGUUUCGUGCAGGGUUUCAUUUUUGUUUGCCUGCAUUUCAAUGCCUAAACAUUCCAAACUGCAGAAAUUUAACAGUGAAAUUGUUAAGCAUCUGGUCUUUCAUCAUUACAAACUUGGUUAUUUUCACUAUUGAGAAAAAUCAAGUUGUAUCAAACAGCUUUUUUUUGUUCAUAUCCAAUACCUAGAACAGUUUUGAUGUCGCCUUCUUUCAGAUAUUUUUGUAAUGCUCUGUUCAGCUAAAUAAAAGUUGAAAUCACUUCUCCCAUGGGUAGUGAAAACUCGAGUAAUGUUAAACAGCUUUGUCAUGCCUUUAACACUGUUUUUGUUUUGUUUUUUCCCCCCUAUGAGCCUUAAAUAUUGGCCUGUGGGGGAUGGAUUUUUUUGUGUGCGCUUGUUGCUCAAGUGAGUAGAAAAGAUAAUGGAGCAAAAGAUGUUGACAGGACUUCAACCCCAUUUAUAUUUCUGACCUGCUUCCACAAGCUGACUCACCCACUCUUAUGCCCUACUUUUCUGAAUGCAGGUUCCAGUUCUUGUAAAGGUCUAUUGUUAAAGUAAAGGGAGGCCAGCAUUUGCCUUGCAAAAAAGGGGUAAUGGCAUUGUGGCUUUGCAGUUCAAUGAGAGAAUUAAUUCAGUCUGUCGGCUGUAGCACUGUCAAGUUCUUCUUGCAAAAAAUGAAAUGAAAACGGACUUUUCUUGUUGACGUGCAAAUGUGUGUGAACCACGUUUUCAUUCUGCUUUCGUGCAGUCGUCGGACCCACUUUCUACACUAUUUUUCGCUGUCUGGAUCACUGUUUGGUUUGUCUUGGGUUGUAUAUAAAUGUGCAAAAUUCACAGGAACUGAACAUGUUAAGUUCAAUUACUCUAAAGGAUUAUACAUUUUUAUUUUUCUCAUGUUUGAGUUUGUAAUAAGAGUACAGUUAGAUUAUCUGUAGGAAGUCCUCACUUGUUGACUAUUUGAGGCUGUUCAGGGAAAAUAAAUCUCAUAUGUACUGAC